Messenger RNA from Cladocopium goreaui, 803 nucleotides. The record is from the annotation of a GenBank genome assembly. NCBI's taxonomy places the organism in Eukaryota, Dinophyceae, Suessiales, Symbiodiniaceae.
GGGAAAAGAAUCCAUGGUGCAGAACAGAUCAGAUGGCCUUCAACUCUGUGUGAGGGACGUCAAGGCAACCAAAGACGCCUCUGGCUACCUGCUACUCUGAAUGCAUGGGCAUGCGGCAUGCAUGGAUGCAUGAUGCAAUUUUCAAGCAGAUUUCAUAGCUCAAUCAGCCGGCAACAUGACGGAGGUGUCAUGGACUAGAUGGGACUUCAGCAAUUUGGACACGGUCGGCUCUAGCCGAGUAGAUGGCGUUCAAGAUCCAAUUGGGUACAAGCUGACCAUGGAUGAUGGCAAUGCUGCUGGCAAGAACAAAUCCAAGACCGCCAACCAGGAGCUGCUUGAAAAGAAGGCGUGGGAGGUUGCCGUCGCGCCUAUCCAAUCUGUCGGCAUGAAUUUCUUCUUUCUGUGGAUGAGCGGGUCUUCACCAGGAAUCUUCACAAUCAUGAUUUUGGGGUAUUGCCUCACCUCUAUAGUUGGUCAGUUCGCCAAAGCCAAUGCAGCUUUCCAAAACUUCAAGACCAUUGACACUACUUUGCAGUGGCUUGCAUACCUGGCUCUUUGCUCGGUGUCUUUGGCGUACCUGCUGUAUCACAUGGCGGGGAUGGGCCUUCUCCCAAAUUCCUCUGGUGAUUGGAUAGCCUUGAUUCCAAACGUGGAGGUGAUCGAGACGGCAGGCGGUGUUGUGAAAUGAGAGAAACGUAGACAUGGCUUGAUGCUGUUUGGCACAGUUUCACAGGAGCACAAGUCCCAACCAUACCUGGAACAACCACGAACAACCUACUAUGACAGAGCAUUCCGGAGUAUUG